CUCGAAUCGCACAAGUCUCCCUCACGACCGCACACGACUCUUUAUCUUCGAAUUAACCAAAAUCCCCUUAUAGAGAAUCCGGCUCCUCUCCUUCACCACUCUGUGCUCGAAUCCUUCUGCAACGAUGUACGGAUUCGAAGCCAUGACGUUCAAUAUCCAUGGAGGAUACCUCGAGGCCAUCGUGCGCGGUUACAGAUCUGGUCUCCUCACUGCCGCCGACUACAAUAAUCUCUGCCAGUGCGAAACCCUAGAAGACAUCAAGAUGCACCUCUCCGCUACUGAGUACGGUCCGUACCUUCAGAACGAACCUUCUCCCCUACAUACAACCACAAUUGUGGAGAAGUGCACUCUUAAAUUGGUGGAUGAGUAUAAGCACAUGUUGUGCCAAGCCACAGAACCAUUGUCAACCUUCUUGGAGUACAUAACAUAUGGCCACAUGAUUGAUAAUGUUGUGCUUAUUGUCACUGGUACAUUGCAUGAGAGAGAUGUGCAUGAAUUAUUAGAGAAAUGCCAUCCUUUGGGCAUGUUUGAGAGCAUUGCCACCCUUGCGGUUGCCCAAAACAUGCGAGAGCUCUAUAGAUUGGUUCUUGUUGACACACCAUUGGCUCCAUACUUUUCUGAGUGCAUCACAUCAGAGGAUUUGGAUGAUAUGAAUAUUGAAAUCAUGAGGAACACUCUUUACAAGGCAUAUCUAGAGGACUUUUAUCAAUUCUGCAAGAAACUUGGAGGUGCAACUUCUGAAAUAAUGUGUGAUCUCCUGUCUUUUGAAGCAGACAGAAGAGCUGUAAAUAUCACUAUAAAUAGUAUUGGCACUGAGCUGACUCGGGAUGAUCGGAGGAAGCUAUAUUCUAAUUUUGGCUUAUUAUAUCCGUAUGGACAUGAAGAACUUGCUGUUUGUGAGGAUUUUGAUCAGGUUCGUGGUGUGUUGGAGAAAUACCCGCCGUAUCAGUCGAUAUUCUCCAAACUAUCUUAUGGUGAAAGCCAGAUGUUAGACAAGGCUUUUUACGAGGAGGAAGUGAAAAGGCUUUGCCUGGCAUUUGAGCAGCAGUUCCACUACGCAGUAUUCUUUGCAUAUAUUAGACUGAGGGAGCAGGAGAUACGGAACUUGAUGUGGAUAUCGGAAUGUGUGGCGCAGAAUCAGAAAUCAAGAGUUCAUGACAGUGUGGUUUUUAUUUUCUGAUUUUUACAUUUCUGCCCAUCCGAACAUCUUUCUCUCCCAUCUGUGUAAUGUUUAAAAUAAAUGUUACCUUUAAUUCUGUAUUUCUAAUUACCUGCACUUCACCACAUUAUGUAUUUUACAUGGAUGU
Messenger RNA from Phalaenopsis equestris, 1307 nucleotides. RefSeq names its product probable V-type proton ATPase subunit d. Gene Ontology annotation, biological process: vacuolar transport; vacuolar acidification; proton transmembrane transport. Gene Ontology annotation, molecular function: proton-transporting ATPase activity, rotational mechanism. NCBI's taxonomy places the organism in Eukaryota, Viridiplantae, Streptophyta, Magnoliopsida, Asparagales, Orchidaceae. The transcript has 10 exons. Bases 125 to 1180 code for a protein of 351 amino acids. The record is from RefSeq and is a predicted model, not a curated record. Gene Ontology annotation, cellular component: proton-transporting V-type ATPase, V0 domain; vacuolar proton-transporting V-type ATPase complex.